Messenger RNA from Notechis scutatus (mainland tiger snake), 1457 nucleotides. RefSeq lists its product as uncharacterized. Lineage: Eukaryota; Metazoa; Chordata; Lepidosauria; Squamata; Elapidae. Gene Ontology annotation, biological process: regulation of transcription by RNA polymerase II. Gene Ontology annotation, cellular component: nucleus. Gene Ontology annotation, molecular function: DNA-binding transcription factor activity, RNA polymerase II-specific; RNA polymerase II cis-regulatory region sequence-specific DNA binding. The record is from RefSeq and is a predicted model, not a curated record.
CAUUCUCCCAGUGGACGGCACAGUCCACGGCUUGGCGGCGAUUGCAGGUGGACCGUCCUCUUCUCGCCCGCCCGCUCGGCAGCGGCGAGGGAAAGUCAACGCGUGGAGAGCCGAGAGGAAGACCCACCGGGCGGGGGAACUGCAGACGGGAACGGGGAAGGCUUCGGACAGCGCAGAAAGAGAGAGCCACUUCUGCUAAGACGGACAAAAUUCCAUCUCUGAGUCUGUGAAGAUCCAGCUCCUCAUGGAGGCCAUCCCAGAAGAGGAUGAAAAUGCGAGCUUGCUGGGCAACGGGGAAGUGGCCGAGCCCGAAGUGUCAACCUGUUGGAUGGUGCGGCCUGACUAUAUGGAAUUCAAUGGGGAUUUGCUGGAGGAAAACAUGUAUGAGUUUCCUGGGAUCUCUAUGGUUGAGGAGGGGAGCCAUUCUGAAGCGGCAGUAGAAGCAGCGUCCUUUUGUGCCAAAGGCCCAGGCUGCGCGAGCAGCAUCCCAGACUCCUUUAACGACCAGAAAUCCACGGUUAGAGAGAAGCCUUACAAGUGCUCCUUCUGUGGGGAAAGUUUCAAGCAGCGUUCCUACCUGGUCAAACAUGAGAGGACCCACACGGGAGAAAAACCCUACCAGUGCUCUGUGUGUGGGAAAAGCUUCAGCCAGAGUUCCCACAUCAUCACGCACGAGAGGACUCACACGGGAGAGAAGCCUUACCAGUGCUCAGACUGCGGGAAGAGCUUCAAUCGCAAAGCCAACCUCCUGGCGCACGAGAGGACCCACACAGGGGAGAAGCCCUACGCCUGUUCUGAGUGCGGCAAGUGCUUCAGCCAGAGCUCAUGGCUGAUGGCUCACAAAAUCAUCCACACGGGGGAGAAACCGUUCAAGUGUUUGGUUUGUGGGAAGCGUUUCAAUAACCGUUCGAGUCUCAUCAAACACAAGAGGUCCCACUCGGAAGAGAAGCCCUACAUUUGCUCGGACUGCGGGAAGUCCUUCAAGGAGAGUUCUAAGCUUAUUAAACACCAAAGGAUUCACACGGGCGAGAAACCGUACAGGUGUCCGUUGUGCGGCAAAGGUUUCUGCUUCAAGUCCAGCCUCAGCCAACACGAGCGAACGCACACGGGAGAGAAGCCCUACGCAUGCUGCGUCUGCGGGAAAACCUUCCGGCAGAAGUCACAUCUCAUCAGGCACGAGAAGAUGCACAUGGGAGACAAAGUCUACCCCUGUUGAGACUUGCCGAAAAGCCACCGGCUGGGGUUCCAGGUUAGCACAGGAUACGUGUGUUCUCCCUGCCAAGGAGAGAUCCCAGCUAAAAUUCUGUCAGGCCCUGUAGUCUCAGAAGAAAGAAGGAAAAGCAAACGAGGAAUUGGAAGGACAGCGAUUUGGGACUCGAAACAAAUUCGUUUAAGCCUGCUUUGUAAAUCUUUUGCAAUUUUUCUUUUUUCUAAUAAAAAGAAAACCAAAGUAGAUC